UGUCAUAUCAGGCGGGGCCUUUCUUUUUUCUUUUUCAGUUUGAUUUGCUUGGGAACCAUUCUAGACCGCCUGUCUGACUGCCUGCCUGACUGGCCUGCCUGCCUGCCUAUAUUCAAAUUGCUACACUUCUACAGAGCGAGUAACUUAGGUACUUUCUUGUCAACUUUAUGAUCCGCUGGUCGCCGAGAUAUCUCCGCUUCACCACAUCGGGCGGAUACAAGUACAUGUACAUGUACAUAUAUUGCAGGGAGCUCAUAAAGAGAAGAAAAAAAUUAUUUUGGAAGUUGCUGCCAGCAUUAUUUACUACAUGUAGGCAACACAGGUGCGGCUCAUGUCUGCAUUCUUCUUCUCAUAACCACGUCCCGCUUAUUCUCUCAUUUUUACUCGCGGGUUGGUUCUGAGAGGCGGUGUGUGUCUGUGUGUGUCUGUGUGUGUCUGUGUGAUUGUGUCAGGGUGUCUUAAGGGUGUUCAGGAGUGGUCUUUCGGGCAGGGGAUCCCUUUAUUAAUGUUGUUCUGGCAUCUGCAGGGUUGGCGGCUGACUAAAGACGGGUAAAGGUACGGAGUAGACACACGUAGCUUGGCAUCUUGGCAAACCUAGGCCCUGUCCUGGGGGGGAAGAAAACCCCAGGUCUUGGCAGGUGUGGCUGGCCGUUUGUUUGUCUCCCCCCCCCGGCUACGCUACUUGUUGCUGCAGGCUUUGGGGGUUGGUUCAGCCUCAACAUUCAACUUCCAUCCAUCUUCUAUCGUCUAUCGUCUAUCGUCUAUCUUCGCUUGUUUUUUUUUUAUCUUGCCCUCCCCUUCCACCUUCACCUCCAUCAAACCCAUCCAUUUUGCACUAGUGCCAGUUGGACAGCUCACGAUGCUUUCGUGUUGAUCCCCUCCUCCAACCUCCCUGAAGAGAGCUGAUACGUCUCGGUUUCUGCUUCGCUCUCUAUUAUUCAUUCUUCCUCCUCCUCGCCCUUGCCUAUCAGCUUUUUAUUUUUUUAUGUUUUAUUUGUUUUUAAGUUGUCCCUUUAGUACAAUCUGCCUGCCACACAGUACAUUAAAUAUAUAUCCCCACCGGUCAUCACUCUGAACAAUGACAGCCUGUGCCUCAAUCAUCCUGCUCCAAGUCUUAAAGGAGCUUCAUGGUGCCUGACACACCCAAACUGUCUUGUGCGCCCUAAUCUUGAUUUUCCCACCCUCUGACCUUUUGUCCAAAUCCGAGGUUUGCCGCCAAUCCUGUAGUCAUACCAUACCUGCAAGACUCAGACGCUCAGACGCGGAAACUAUUAUCCUGAGCGACUUUUAUAUCCAUACUCGUCUUAACCCCCCAAUCAAGUAUUGGCCACCGGAAUUAUUUCUGCGCGAAAGAUAAAAAAAAAAUCCCCAUCUCUUCUGAUGGUGGAUAUCUCUUAUCGGAGAAGAAACCAAAAGAAGCAUUUCGACUGGGUUAGGCUGUAGGAUUUGGGAUUUCUUUUGUUCACCCGUUUUCCCGUUUCUAUCCAUAUAUAUAUAUAUCAUUACUAAACGCCCCGAUUUACACCUUUCUGUGGCUAUAUCUAUCCCAUUGACAGGGCAUUGAAAAACCGUUUCUCAGGAGUUUGGUACCUAUAUUCAAAUGUCCGAGUCGACGCCUACAAAAAACAUUUGGCCUGACACUAGUUCGUCCGCUUUGGGAUCAGAUGGUACCGCACCAUCCCACAUAGAUGAUGCGAGUGUCUCUACUUUAGGUGGCUCAACUGCCAUGCCGACCGACGUUUCACCACGGCGGCCAUCGGUCCAGUUCAAUGUCGAGACCUCUGCGGCUCAAAUAUCGAAAAAACGGACCGAUGGCACAAGGGGAACUUUGAACAGCCGCAGCAUCGGCAGAUUUCCAUCUCCUCCCCCACCAAGGUUAGUUUUCGUCCAUUCGUCACUUCAGCGUCUGUUCGUAGUUCGUCACAAAGGAAUCGUUCCAUUUUCCCCGCGUAAAUGACGUUUUGAUUUCUCCUCGUGGCUUGGCGGUGUGGCUGGAAGAGAGUUUUUGUGAUUAUUCAUCCCACCAAUUCGCAUACUUUGCACCUUGCCCCUGCGCACUGCGCCUCGGCGUCUGUGGUUUGCCUCCAAGGAGUCCAGGGUCAUCCAGUCAUAAACCCCAGAAGCAGCUGCAGAGUACAACCAGUGCGACGGUCCAUUCACCAUUUACAAGCACCAAAUAAUAUUUGCAAUAUGAAUGCAUCCCACUCUGACAGCCAUGAUGAAUAUCAUCCUGAUACUACGCUAACACCUUCUCACGAUGCCAGUGCUUAUAAUCGCGGGGUUUCGUUCGACACAUUUGACAACCGUGACGCCACCGAUUUCUCAUUAACGCUCAACUACAAACACAGAGACUACCACCCCACGCGGCGCAGUCGGACAUUCCUCUGUGGCACUGAUCAGAAUGAUUAUUCCGAUUUCGCACUUGAAUGGUUAAUUGACGAACUCGUUGACGAUGGCGAUGAAAUCGUCUGUUUAAGAGUUGUUGAGAAAGAUUCGAAGGUCGCCAGUGACGCAAGCGUGGAAGAAAGAAGAUACAGGCAAGAGGCCCAAAAACUGCUUGAUCAAGUCAUUGCGAAAAAUUCGGAUGAGAAAGCGAUCAGUUUGGUACUGGAAUAUGCUGCGGGAAAAGUGCAGGAGAUUAUACAACGAAUGAUCCAAAUCUACGAACCUGCGGUGCUCAUUGUCGGAACUCGCGGACGCAGCCUGGGUGGAAUGCAAGGCCUUCUUCCGGGCUCAGUGUCUAAAUAUUGUCUCCAACAAUCGCCCAUCCCCGUUAUUGUCGUCCGCCCCUCAACAAAGCGCGAGAAAAAGAAACAGAAACGUCUUGCAAAUCCGACGCGGCAAAGGUACAACCAUGUCCUUCGAUUGAAUGAUAUGAAGAGCGGCCGAUUAUUUGACAAGUCACGAAGCACUGAUAGCAUUGUCACAAAGUUACCAGAAGAGGAAGCCGCGGUUGCUCACGCUAUAGGGGUGCAGGAUAUAGGAGGAGGUCCCGCGGGCGCUCAUACAGGCCGCGGCCCACGGCUAUCCUUUUCCAGAGACACCGCAUUUAGGACAAUUACAGACGACAAUGAUUAUGACAUGGACGGGGAUAGACGCAGCUCGAGCAUUCCUAACUCAGAGUCAACUGCAUCCGGCUUGUCGUCCGCCUUGAGGAAUCAACGUAUCGAAAGCCCGGCUAUGACGGACGACGAAGGUGACGAAGACGAGAGAGAUACUGGUGGUGAUGAUAAUGAUGACAACGAACCUCGCGAACGGGCACAUGUCUCGAGCGCUCCUAAUGGUAGGCGCCAGCGCAGUUCAGAGGAUGCGACAACGACCUCAACACCUCCCAAAAAACCCCCCCUCGUACCCAUUACCAAUGUAACAGUUACAGAAUAUACGCCCAAUGUUGAUGAGCCUCACUGAUGGGAACUAAUAAACAUGUCUGCGGCCACCACGGAUGCACGGGAGUGGCAGAUAUUUUGCUUCGUUCUUAACCUUUAGUUUCGGUUUUUUAUUUUUUGCCUACGUUGUCGUAACCAACGUCUUAUAUAGGUAUUUUUCUGGCGUAUCUAAUCUUUUAAAUAAUGAUCCCUGCUCAACAGCCAGGUUUCAACCUACGUGACGCGCAGGGGAUGUAUACAUGUGUGCUUGUUUUGCAGUCUUGAUAUGAUACCUCGAUGAUAAAAACUCCACGCUUGUGUAGUCUAUUUCUCCCACAUACCUAUCUAGGGGAUCGCGAUGUUUCGCUAGGUUCUCCAAGUAUAUGGAC
Blastomyces dermatitidis ER-3 is the source of this 3754-nucleotide messenger RNA. RefSeq names its product universal stress protein, variant. Bases 2191 to 3408 code for a protein of 405 amino acids. Lineage: Eukaryota; Fungi; Ascomycota; Eurotiomycetes; Onygenales; Ajellomycetaceae. The record is from RefSeq and is a predicted model, not a curated record. The transcript is spliced from 3 exons.